Molecule: messenger RNA, 1413 nt
Organism: Wallemia mellicola CBS 633.66
Lineage: Eukaryota; Fungi; Basidiomycota; Wallemiomycetes; Wallemiales; Wallemiaceae
Exons: 3
Coding region: 347-1321 (324 amino acids)
Biological process (GO): fatty acid beta-oxidation
Cellular component (GO): mitochondrion
Molecular function (GO): (3S)-3-hydroxyacyl-CoA dehydrogenase (NAD+) activity; NAD+ binding
Source: RefSeq, a predicted model, not a curated record
AAAAAAGCCAUCGCCUUUAGACAAUAACGUGCAUGAAUAAAAACAAAAGCCAGUGCUUGCCAUUAAGCUUAGAGCAAACCAAUACGGUUAGCGACGUCAAGAGCAUCGUGAUCUGGGGUCAAUCUGAUGAAAGCCUUCUUUGAAGCAUCUGGACGGAUGAGGGUGUUGACCUUAGCGGCGUCAACGUCGUAUAACUUCUUAACAGCGUCCUUGAUUUGACGCUUGUUAGCUCUUCUGUCAACCAAGAAGACCAAAGUGUUGUCAUCUUCAACCUUCUUCAUAGCAGCCUCAGUGUUAACUGGGAGUUGGAUAACUUGAUAUUGACUAUCAAGAAAGAAAAUAAAGAAUGAGUUUACAAAAUAAAGCAACAAGAAGAUUAUCAACUGUCGUUAGUCAUUUAAGGGGCUAUUCCACAUCUAGUCCAAACCCUAGAGUAACCAUAUUUGGAGCCGGUUUGAUGGGUGCCGGUAUAGCACAAUCAAGCGCUAUGUCUGGCCAUAAGGUAGUAUUAGCAGAUGUUAGCGAUAAAGCAGUACAAAAUGGCAGGGGAAUCAUCACAAAGGGUCUCACCAGAGUGGCCAAGAAACAGCACCCAACUGAUCAAGCAGAACAGGAUAACUUCACUAAGAGGAUAUUAGAGAAUGUUCAACUCACAACAAACCCUGAAUUAGCAGUUCAGGAUGCUGAUAUCGUAAUUGAGGCUAUUAUUGAGAAUGUACGCAUAAAACAAGACCUCUUCGUUGCUAUAGACAGUGUCGCGAAACCCUCGGCUGUGUUCGCUACAAACACCUCCUCACUCUCCGUUACUGAAAUUGCAUCACUCGUGAGUGAAUCGCGUAAGAAAAACUUUGCUGGUCUUCACUUUUUCAAUCCUGUCCCUCAGAUGGCGCUCGUCGAGUUGAUCAGCACACCCCUGACGUCAUCCUCGACGAAGGCCAUCUUGGAGAGCUUCAUUGAGCGUCUAUCGAAGAAAGCAGUAAGCUGUCAGGACACACCGGGUUUCAUCGUUAAUCGUCUUCUCGUACCUUAUCUCCUUGAGGCUAUCCGACUUGUUGAGCGCGGGGACGCGAGUGUACAGGAUGUCGAUAGCGCUAUGAUGCUCGGAGCUGGACAUCCUAUGGGUCCAUUCCAACUUUGCGAUUUCAUUGGAUUGGACACCCUUAAGCAUAUAAUGGACGGCUGGAAAGAGAAAGCUAAUGGUAGCCAAGCUGAUAUCUCAGGAAUUGAACCUGCCUUGGUACAAAACAUUGCACUCCUUGAUGAGCUCGUUGCUGCUGGAAAGUAUGGACGCAAGUCAGGUAAAGGAUUUUACGAGUAUUAAGGAAUGUCGUAAGAUGCUGUACUAGCGUAUACGACGAGCAUAAUGAGAUUACCAUUGUAUUACUUUUUCAAUUGACGAAGCAUUCAUUCUUC